Molecule: messenger RNA, 615 nt
Organism: Danaus plexippus (monarch butterfly)
Lineage: Eukaryota; Metazoa; Arthropoda; Insecta; Lepidoptera; Nymphalidae
Product: heterogeneous nuclear ribonucleoprotein A3 homolog 2-like
Exons: 3
Coding region: 80-565 (161 amino acids)
Source: RefSeq, a predicted model, not a curated record
AUUCCUGUUGUUAGGAAAUCAUUCCACUGAGCGUGUCUUAACUGUCAGCAUCGAACGAAUAAAACAUUAAACGUGCAAAAUGAAAUAUACGGUCUUCUCUGUGCUCGCUUGUGUUGUAGCAAUUGAGGCUAAGCCAAAACCCUAUGUUGGAUACGGAAACGGUAUGAUCGAUCUCGGUCCAGCUGGCGCUAGAAUGGGAGGUCUUAGGUUAGGUAAUCGUCUCACCAAUCCACUAGCAAUGGAUGAAUUAGGAUACGGCACUAGCGGGUCUGAAUUUAGUCGAGGCAGCGGUUUUGGAGAUAGCGGUUUCAGUUCUGGUGCCAGCGGUUUGGACAGCAGAGGAUUCCACAAUGGCGGAAGGAGAAACUUCCAUGAUAUUGGACAGCAUCACAGCAGCCGUACCUCGAUCAAUCACGCCGAGAACACAGACAAUCAUGACAUCGGCGGCAGUGAAUUCUUUGACACUGGAGCCCAAUCCGGUACUGGCUUCAACCAAUACGGCAACGGUUUCAACAAAUACGGCAACGAUUACGGAAGCGGACGGCAAAUGACGUCAUUCCUCUAAAAAUUUACCAGUGUCUAUGUAUUAUAAUGAAUAAAUACUUGAAAAAGUUA